AGAGGAAGAAAACGCGCACGAAGAUGCAACUGCUGAUGCUGUGAGGAAGAGGAUGAUGAAGUCGAACAAAGAGAAGGCUGUCGGUGUAUUUGGGGGGAUAAAACGCGUCUUUUGGCUUCCAACCAAGUGAUGGCGGACGAGGCGUCAUUUCGUCAACCUGACGAUGAUGAGGAAGGAGUCGAUGUUAGCAUGGAAACACCAAAGGGGCCCGUCUACUGCGUCUGCAGGAGACCUGACAUCAACUGCUUCAUGAUAGGUUGUGACAGCUGCACCGAGUGGUUCCACGGGAGCUGUGUGGGCGUGUCAGAGAAGGCGGCCAAAACCAUCCGAGUGUGGUUCUGUCCCACUUGUCGAGAAGGCAACCCGUCUCUGGAAAUUAAGCAUCGUCAGAAGAAGACAAAGGAGGAAGAGCCCGAGGAGGACGGGAGCUCACCCUUUCAGUCCAUGAGUGACGGCCGGCGUAGCUCACAGCAAAUCAAACGGUCUGCUCGCAUGUGCGGCGAGUGCGAGGCCUGUUUGAGGACGCAAGACUGCGCCACCUGCGAUUUCUGCCAAGACAUGAAGAAGUUUGGAGGACCCAAUAAGAUACGGCAGAAGUGUCGACUGAGGCAGUGCCAGUUCCGCGCACGGAUGUGGCAUGUUCCUGGUGUGGAGCAGAAGAUGCUUCGCGUCAAAGAAGAGGAGUUGAGUCGACGCCGCGCCAAGGGGCGACGGGAGCGCCGCCGGCAAGACGGCGGGCAUCUUACGGAGGGGGAAGAGGAGGACGACGUGUUCAGUGAAAGCGAGCUGGAGCUCUACCAGCAGUACAAAGCUGCCGGAUUCGACGACCUCAUGUGGCACAGCGGAGAGGCGGAGGAAGAAGAGGAGGACGAGGAGGAGGAGGAGGAGGAGGAGUCACUCCGAAAGAAGGCGGUGAAGGUGAAACAUGUGAAGAGACGGGAGAAGAAGCCAGAGAAGAAGAAAUCCCUCUCCACCUCCAAAGAGGAGGCGCGGCGUCACAAGGCCAAGCAGCGACACAGGGGGCGCGUACGGCACAGUGAAAGAAGGGGAGGAGGGGGAGGAGGAGGAGGAGGAGCAACAGAGGCUGACGCAAAGGAGCUCGGCAGUCCUCUGCGCCAGUGUCUCGGGCCAGGCUGCGUCCAAGCGGCCAGAGCCACCUCCAAGUACUGUUCCGACAACUGUGGCAAGAAGCUCGCAGCCAAUCGCAUCUAUGAGAUCGUCCCUCAGAGGAUCCAGCAGUGGCAGCAGAGCCCCUGCGUGGCCGAGGAGAUGGGCCGCAGGCAGCUGGAGCGAAUCAGGAAGGAGCAGCAGGCCGCCAGGCUGCGCCUCACCCUGAUGGAAAAGCGCUUCCACGAGCUGGAGGGCAUCAUCGCCAACUCCAAACUCAACCAGGUGCAGCACGACGAGGAGGCCAACGAAGGCGACGGCGACGACACCGACCUUCAGAUUUUCUGCGUAUCCUGCAGCCAUCCGAUCAACCCCAAGGUAGCGCUCAGACACAUGGAGAGGUGCUACGCAAAGUAUGAAAGUCAGACGUCCUUUGGAUCCAUGUACCCCACGCGGAUUGAAGGAGCGACGCGCCUUUUCUGUGACGUCUACAACCCUCAGAGCAAAACGUACUGCAAGCGGCUCCAGGUCUUGUGCCCGGAACAUUCCAGGGAUCCAAAGGUGGCAGCAGACGAGGUGUGCGGCUGCCCUCUGGUCAAAGAUGUUUUCGAACCCACCGGCGAGUUCUGUCGGGUCUCCAAGAGAAAGUGCAACAAGCACUACUGCUGGGAGAAGCUCCGGCGCGCCGAGGUGGACCUGGAGAGAGUCCGAGUGUGGUACAAACUGGACGAGCUGUUUGAGCAAGAGAGGAACCUGCGGGCCGCCAUGACCAACCGGGCGGGUUUGCUGGCUCUCAUGCUGCACCAAACCAUCCAGCACGACCCGGUGACCACAGACCUGCGCUCCGCCAAAGACCGCUAG
Molecule: messenger RNA, 1968 nt
Organism: Hippocampus comes (tiger tail seahorse)
Lineage: Eukaryota; Metazoa; Chordata; Actinopteri; Syngnathiformes; Syngnathidae
Gene: cxxc1a
Product: CXXC finger protein 1a
Exons: 14
Coding region: 130-1968 (612 amino acids)
Biological process (GO): positive regulation of DNA-templated transcription
Cellular component (GO): Set1C/COMPASS complex
Molecular function (GO): zinc ion binding; DNA binding
Source: RefSeq, a predicted model, not a curated record